Molecule: messenger RNA, 1689 nt
Organism: Giardia duodenalis
Lineage: Eukaryota; Fornicata; Diplomonadida; Hexamitidae
Product: Ser/Thr protein phosphatase PP1-1
Exons: 1
Coding region: 1-1689 (562 amino acids)
Cellular component (GO): nucleus; cytoplasm
Molecular function (GO): protein serine/threonine phosphatase activity
Source: RefSeq, a predicted model, not a curated record
AUGAUUCAGAGCUUGGUCCAGCUUUUCUACGACGGUCCUAGCAGCGCGCUGGUGGAGGCCGCAGAACAAGCACUUAAUUCGUACUUGCCAUCAAGUCCCGAGGCGCUGGAAUUGUCACUACUCAUCGGAGAUUCUCUACGAUGCCAGAACAAUUUGGAGAGGGCUCUCUCGUACUACAAUCGUGCGGCUCUCCAGAGACAUGUAGGUGCUGAAAUGCGUGUUGAAGCACUCAAUCGCUAUAUCUUUUUGUCCCAAAAGGUGCUUGAUGCAUAUCGAAAAGACUUCGUGCUACUGGAGCAAAUGCCCCCAGUCGUUGACGGCUCCCAGUACAAAUUGUUUCCUCAGUUUGAUGGAAUUUCUCUAAAGGAUCGCUUUUUCCUUUUGGAAUCGUUCAAAGUAGAUGUUCUUGCUAACAACGUGUACUACACAGAGUCCAGUCUGGUGCCUUUCUUGUCGAAAAUGAAGGGUGUGCUUGCUCGAGACGGAAACAUAAAGCACUAUUUGGCCGAGGGAAAACGGAUUUGCGUUUUGGGAGAUGUUCAUGGAUCCCCCAUGGACGUUUCAGCGUUCUAUGAUUUGUGCAUGCUGAAGGAUGUCCAGCUGCAGUGCUUUCAAGAGGUGGGGGAUGAUAGAGGAAGUCAGUUUACGAUGGAUCUCUCGUCUGUGUACGUGUUUCUAGGAGACUAUGUGGAUAGAGGCAGCCGCGGCCUUGCGUGCGUGCUGUUUAUUUACGUUCUCAAGUACUUAUAUCCCCGGAACGUACUAUUGUUGCGAGGCAAUCACGAAUGUGACGCUAUGAAUAGAAUCUACGGCUUCACAAAAGAAAUAUACAAAUACUAUGGGUCUCACAGCCCUAUAUACCAAGCAAUUCAGGACACAUUUGCAGCGAUACCCUACUUUUUCCGGCUAAUUUAUUUACCGCAAUCACUUUGCAGAGCUCUUGAAAGGUUCUGCAACCGAGUCAUCCCAUCUGCAAGCUCUUCGACUAGAUGGACUAAUAGUGAGAUCAUGUGCUUGGCGUCAAUGGUGAGUAGCGUCACUAGUUGGGCUGGACAGGCUGGUGCUACAAACGAAGCCAAGUUGGAUGACUUAGCCGAUUCACAAGAGGCUCACAUGCUUAAGUGCCGCUUAGAGGAAGAGUCUCUAACCAUCUUCUGCUGUCACGGAGGGCCACCGUGUGUGUAUACGGAAUACGGUAGGCAGCUAGACCUCUACCUGGGAAUAGAUAGCUACGAGAACAUCCUGCAAAGGAGUCUGACAAUUGUUGAUCCCUUGGCUGGAGAGCUAACGUGGAACGAUCCUGCCCCUCAUAGGUUUAAAUCCCCAAGCACUCUUUACGAACCCUCGCAACGACGGCUAGGGUACAGAUAUUCGUACGACCUUUUUAGGACUUGGUGCAAGCAUACCGGGGUGGACCUUGUCCUCCGGGGACACGAGGUUGCUUUGGACGGCGUGCAUCAGGACUUCCAGUAUGCUUUUGAGCCCAAGCAACUUGGAGGGCCAAACCAGGAACUGGAAUAUUGGUUUUCCGUCUCCACGCUCCGAGAGACACCCCGACACUUCACAGUAUUUAGUUCGAGUUUUUAUGAGCACCUAACAAAUCACGGAGCUGCGGCUAUAAUACGCUUUGAGGUCCCAGUUGACGGCGUCGCCCCUGCUCUCGUCAUUCGUUGCUUUACUUUAAGCUAA